This is a messenger RNA of Rubroshorea leprosula, 1714 nucleotides long. Lineage: Eukaryota; Viridiplantae; Streptophyta; Magnoliopsida; Malvales; Dipterocarpaceae. The record is from the annotation of a GenBank genome assembly.
GGCUUCGGUCAGCUUUUUGGUCGUCAAAAUGGAGUCAGCAUUCAACGCCAUAUUAGGAAGGGCUACUCUAUGCGAGCUGAAGGCUGUUAUUUCACAACCCCAUCUAUGCAUGAAAUUCCCAACGCCUCAAGGGGUAGGGGUGCUAAAGGGGAAUCAGAGAAUGGCCAGGGCAUGUUAUCAGGAUACGUUUAAGAAGGUUGAGCUCGCUGUAGCCCCUGGAAGCUCCGAAACUGGUAGACCGACUCAGCCCGGCCAGCAGACAAUGAGCAUAUCGGACAUUGAGCAUAGACCUGAGGGCGUUGAACAGAAAGCAGAGCCAGUAGAGCCAGUAGAAACUGUUCCUCUAAAUCCUGAUGUGCCGGAAAGAACAGUCAAGAUCGGCACCAAGCUCACAAAGGAAAAACGAGUAGAGCUCCUGGAGUUUUUGAGGGUCAAUCAAGAUGUGUUCGCGUGGACUACUGAUGAAAUGCCUGGUGUCCCAGCAGAGCUGACGGUCCACAAGCUCAGCACGGACCCCACGCGAAGGCCGGUGGUACAGAAACGUCGCCUUUUUGGCCCCGAGAAGCAAGCUGCCAUAGAUGAAGAGAUACAAAAGCUGUUACAAGCAGGCUUCAUCAGGAGAGUGGAGUACUCUAAAUGGGUGUCCAACCCUGUACUCGUCAAAAAGCCAAAUGGCAAGUGGAGGAUGUGUAUUGACUUCACCAACCUCAAUGAUGCGUGUCCAAAAGACCCUCAUCCCUUGCCAAACGUUGAGAAGUUAGUGGAGCGGGCAGCUGGGCAUGAAUGGAUGAGUUUUCUUGACGCCAGCUCGGGCUAUCACCAGGUUCAGUUGCUGUUGGACGACCAGGAGAAAACAGCUUUCUACGCGGGGGACGCUAUCUAUUGCUAUGUGAUGAUGCCAUUCGGCUUGAAAAAUGCUGGCGCUACAUACCAGAAGCUGGUACAAAUCGUCUUCAAGCUCCAGAUUGGCAGAAACAUAGAAGUGUAUGUGGAUGACAUGAUAGUCACCAGCGUACGAGCUGAGGACCAUAUAGACGAUCUGAGCGAGACCUUUCAGAAUUUGCGCCGAGCCCAAAUGAAGCUGAACCCUCUGAAGUGCACGUUCGCUGUAGAAUCAGGAAAAUUCCUAGGAUACGUGGUAUCCAAGAAAGGAAUUGAAGUGAACCCAGAGAAAGUUCUGGCCGUUCAACAGAUGGAGCCUCCCAAGACUUCAAACGGACAGGCCGAGUCUGCCAAUAAAAUCGUUUUGCGAGGCCUCAAGACGCGUGUUAUAGCUGCGCAUUCUAAUUGGGUUGACGAGCUCAAUAAAGUACUUUGGUCAUGUCGCACGACACCCAACUCGGCCACGGGCGAAACUCCGUUCAGCCUGGCAUAUGGAGCUGAGGCCGUCAUCCCUGUCGAAGUCGGUUUGCCAUCUAUUAGAUCAGAUCGUCAAGAUGAUCAGAAUAAUGGGCAACUCCUAAGAGAAAACCUAGACCUAGUGGAGGAAGUCAGGCAAAUGGCUCGAAUUAAGAACAUGGCACACCAAAGCCGUGUGGCAAAGUUUUAUAACAAGAGAGUUCGAGCUCGACAGUUUCAGGUCGGCGAUCUGGUUCUACGCAAAGCUGGAUUAACCAAUGCCUAUUCACAUAUGGGCAAGCUCGCCCCUAAUUGGGAAGGCCCUUAUAUGGUUAUUAAUAUUAAAUGACCUGGGUGUUAUCAACUAGCAGAUUUA